GCCAGAGGCAGAGCAGGGUUUGAGGGGAAGCACCUGAACGCAGCACGGUUAGAGGAAGGAGGCUGCAGCUACAGAAGCCCCGCGAGGAGCUGCAACACCUGGCAGCUGCUGGCUCCGCGGCGUCAAUGUGUGCUCUAGUGUGCCUUGACUCAGCGACAUGAUGUUUGUUGUUGAGAAGACGGACAAAAAGCUCUGCCACAACCCCACAGCUCCUUUAAGUUGACAGGACCUUCCUACAUUUCCUUGGUCCAAAUGGAAGCCAGUGGACGCAGCCAGCGAUGGAAGAUGCAUCUCCCCGAGUUUAAACACAGCAGGAGACUGCACGAGACUCCAACUACAAAAGACAGUGAAAGAGACAGAGGAGGCACACAUAAAAGCGUUACUCUGGCACCCACCUCUAGGUAUCUGACAGACAGACAAUAUGUAACGAGAAAGCCUCUGUUCUCUAUAGAACAACAUACAUCUAUCUUAAAGAAGACGCAUCCACAGAGGCACACGGAGCAGGAGAAACAGUUGCGUGUUACAAGAAGAGAAGAAAUUCAACAUCACACUGACCUGAACUUCUUGACCAGAGUGAGAGCAGACCUGACCCCAGAGAGUUUCAGCCUCUCUCACAGUGACAUCUCCUCUCCCUCAGUCUGUAGAGAAGACCUCGGCUCACCCAUGUCUGUCUCUGAGCUCAGGGCCAGGCGGUGCCAUGAAGAACCCACUUUCGGAUCGCCAUUCCCUGGCAGCAGGUCAUCUCGACGAAGCCUCUCGAGCUCCAUCCUGGAGGUCCAGAGGCUAAACCCUCCUCUGAGGCCGCAACUGACCUCCACUGUCCUGCAUCCUACCUACACCCCUCGCUCAGGGUACUCCAGGUCAGGCCUGAGUCAGCUCAGGUUUGGGGGGAGGGAGGGAGAAGGUGACGGAGACACCAAAUUACACUCUUCUGGAGAACACUUAAAAGGACACCCAAUGUCUCCCCAUCAGGCAAACUACUGGGCCUGUGCCAUCCCUAAAGCUUUGCCUCCAUCUCCAGACAGGCACUCUGCAGGCUGGGACCCAAACAGAGAGUACCAGGCUCUGCUGGAUUACACCUACCCUCUAAGACCAGGACAAGUGGUCACAGAGUGGGAGAGCUCCAAGCUCCAGGGAGACUCUCUCCUCCAAACAGAUCCCAACCUGCAGGACUCAGGGAUUGAACUGGAUCACCUUUGUAGCUCCACCAGUGUGUCAGGUUUGGGCUUUGCUGUGAGUGGCACCGGACAGACCAGAGAAAGAAGCACUCUUAGUGUGGGUCACGGGUCACCUGACCUGCAGGCAUUCACAGAAUCCUCAGAUGGUCUGCCCUCCGGUAACCUGCUCUCCCUAACAGACCCUGUGGGUUUGUCUUUGGACAGUCUGGACACCAGUGAGAACAGAGGUGGGAUGAUUCAUUACAAAAGUGACGGUCACCGUCAUCAGCACAGCUUGCUGUCCUCCUCCACCUCCACUUCUUUUAUCCGCUCCACCAGCGUUCUACCACAGUCCAGGUGUGUGUGCGAGGACGUGGACGAGGAGUUCUGGCCUCUCCCAGAGCAGCUGGAGGAGCUGCAGCAGCUGUCUCGGCAGGUGAGGGAGGUGACGGCCCAGCUGAGUCGUCCUGUCACAGCCAGCUGGGAGUCUCUGGAGCCGGGCACCACCUCCGUCCUGUCCUCCGUCACCCUGCCUGACAAACAGGAGGCUGAAGUCAAGGAGGAGGAGACUGAAGCCAAAGAGCUGGAGGGCAGCAAUCAAGAAACUGAUGAAGGAAAAUAUGAGACGUGCAGAGAGGAGAUGAGUGCUGCUCAGACAGCAGCUGAUCACAGAGACUCUGAGGCUCUAAGGAGGAGUUCCGGGGCCUGGGUGGAGUCUGUUGGAGGGGGACUGAGUCAGUCUAGCCUCAGGGAUGUGGAGGUUUUGGUGGAGCAGCUGUGUGGCCUCACUCUGCCUGGCAGCCAGAGGAGAAACCAGGAGACCCAGGAACAAAGUGACUCCCUGCUGCAACACAUCCAGGUCUUCUGUUCACACCUGGAGCAGCUCAUCCAGCGGCUCUAUACAGUGUCAGAGAAGAUGGAGCUGCUGGCUGCACCCACUGUGGACAUAACGAGCGUGAGAUCAUCUCUGGCUGAGUAUCAGAGUUUUCAGAGAGAAGUGAGCAGCCAUCAGCCCCUGACCUCCUCUGUUCUACACACCGGACAGCUUCUCCUCAGCUGCAUCAACACCACGUCUCCAUUUUUAAGAGACACCCUGCUGUUGAUUGAGAGGCAGUCUGGAGUUCUGGAGAACCGCACAGAACACUUUUUCUCCUCCAUCCUGUCCGCCAUGGACAGCCUGACCCAGCCCAGUCCAGUCCAACAGAGCAGACAGCAGGACCUAGGACAUAUGGGGGUCCAGGGGUCCACUUUGUAAACAGACUGCAGGACACGUUUGUGUACAAAAAUGUGUAAGCAGUGUGCCACCUGAACUUGAAAUGAAGUAAUAGAUUCUACAGUGGAGCAGCAUGAGGAGCGCUAAUUGGCCAGCUGUGUGUGUGCUGAGAGAUUGACAGGAACGUUUUAAAGCCAUUGCUUCAUCUUAUAAAGACAAGAAUAAGGACAUCAAAUUAAUAAUUAAAUUUAUUUGUGUUGGGUUUUUUUGUACUUCACAUUUGUUAGUGGAUUAUUUACAACAAGACCUUACAGCAGCUUUUUUGAAAAUAAAUAAUUGUCGUGGUAGCACACACAUCAUUGUUCGAGGACAUGAACAGCUCUGUCUGACCUGGAAACACUUCAGUCAGUUCAGCAUAUCAGGUUUACAUGUGUCGGUCACAGUCUGAUCUCCGAGCAGCUGAAGAGGGAGGACAGUUCCACCCUGUGCUGUACUGAAGGACACGGCUACCUGAAUCUUUCUCACAGGGAUUCAAUAACUUUUUCAACGCUUUCUUAUCAGCCGCUUUAACAAAACACAUUUUUGAUCUGAUGUCAGUGUUGUGUGUUCUAAUGUUAACAAGUGUGUUAAUUGGCAAGUCUUUGCAACCCAAAAAAAGCUCAAACUUUUCACCAUACUGUAAUUUCAUUCACGUUAUUAAAUAAACCGGAUAGUUUCCAAUCUUA
Larimichthys crocea (large yellow croaker) is the source of this 3095-nucleotide messenger RNA. RefSeq names its product centrosomal protein 68 (gene cep68). The transcript is spliced from 10 exons. The record is from RefSeq and is a predicted model, not a curated record. NCBI's taxonomy places the organism in Eukaryota, Metazoa, Chordata, Actinopteri, Sciaenidae. Bases 253 to 2412 code for a protein of 719 amino acids.